Messenger RNA from Megalobrama amblycephala (Wuchang bream), 2267 nucleotides. RefSeq names its product solute carrier family 41 member 2a (gene slc41a2a). Gene Ontology annotation, molecular function: monoatomic cation transmembrane transporter activity. Gene Ontology annotation, cellular component: plasma membrane. The record is from RefSeq and is a predicted model, not a curated record. Gene Ontology annotation, biological process: monoatomic cation transport. Lineage: Eukaryota; Metazoa; Chordata; Actinopteri; Cypriniformes; Xenocyprididae. The transcript is spliced from 11 exons. The coding region runs from base 379 to 1848 and encodes 489 amino acids.
AGUUCUCACUCUGUCCUGCGGGUGGCGCCAUAAAGCGCAGUGACAACAUGGAACAACUUUUCCUCGUAAUUGUACAGAUGAAUGUGUUAUUAUUUACCAGUCCGUUGAACCGCAAACGCCUGAAGGCCACAUUCAUAAAGUUUUAGUCUGUCUUCGGUUUACUAAUGAGAAAUGUGUGCCAAAUUAGUUCAUUGGCAGUAUGAGCUCAGCACAAACAGAUUGACUUCACAAACCUGAUUGACUUCACUGUCGCAGUCAGUCUGCUAAUAAUGUGUAUGAAAGGCUGAAUGAGAGAAAAAGUAAAAAAUGAGCUCGACAACCAUCACAUGUUCAACUUGUUGGUUUUAGGGCUUUGCUGCUUUAAGGUAAGGUUGUGUAAUGGGAUCCAUCACUGAAGCAAACCAUAAGGAGUGUCAGCUGACCUCAGCUCACCUGCCAUCCAGAGAAAAUGGGCAUCAAUCUAUACCAGAGACCAGAAGACCUGACAUAACAUCAAGCUUUUCAGAAUCGGACCCCCUGCUUCACACUGCAUUUUAUGGGACAACAUUCGCCUGUGGGACCAUAUCGCAGGAUGAGCCGCAGAAUAUUCAUGGCCAGGAGAUGCCAAGUGAGUCGACCCGGGCCAUGGUGAUUCAGAUUUUGUUUCCAUUCCUCCUGGCGGGUUUUGGAACAGUGCUGGCGGGGAUGUUGCUGGACUUAGUGCAGCACUGGGACGUUUUCAGUAAUGUGACAGAGAUCUUCAUCCUCGUCCCACCUCUACUGGGCCUAAAGGGGAAUCUGGAGAUGACACUGGCAUCAAGACUCUCCACUGCUGUGAAUGUUGGCAGAAUGAACUCUUCAAACGAGAAGUGGAACCUGAUCAUCGGAAAUCUUGCCCUCAAACAGGUACAAGCUACAGUUCUGGGCUUUUUGGCUGCUCUUGUAGCAUCGGCUCUUGGAUGGAUCCUGGAAGAGAAGCUCAUCAUGAACCAUGUAGCUCUGCUUUGCUGUUGCAGCGUGGUGACAGCAUUCACAGCAUCCCUGCUGCAGGGGAUCUUAAUGGUUGGUGUGAUUAUUGGAUCCAAGAAGGUGGGCGUCAACCCUGACAACAUAGCCACGCCCCUCGCUGCCAGUUUUGGUGAUCUCAUCACACUUGGACUGCUCGCCAUCAUCAGUCAAGGCUUUUUUUACAGCAUGGAACCUUACCCUUAUAUUACCUACCUGGUAUGUAUUGUUUUCCUGUGCCUGACGCCGGUAUGGGUCAUUAUUUCACGUCGUCACCCUGAAAGUCAAAAACUGCUGAUUUCCAGCUGGGAGCCAAUAAUAACCGCAAUGGUGAUCAGCAGUCUUGGAGGACUGAUUCUGGACCGAACCAUUGCAGAUCCAGUGCUUGAGGGAGUUGUUCUCUACACUCCUGUUAUAAAUGGUGUUGGUGGUAAUCUGGUUUCUAUCCAGGCUAGUCGUAUAGCUACGCAUCUUCAUUUGCACUCUCUGCUGGGCGAACUUCCAGAUGACUCUAAAGGAUGUUACUGCCCCUGCCGCAGCUUUUGGGCCACAGGGCCGAAUGGAAGAUCAGCACAGGUGCUGCUCGUGUUGACCAUCCCAGGUCACCUUGUCUUCAUCUACACCAUUUACCUAAUACAAGGCAGCCCGGCUCCGCCCACUGCUGUCUUUGUUUCCUUCUACUUGGUAGCAGCUUUCACACAGGUGUUUCUCCUGCUGGGCAUCACUGACGUGAUGGUUCACUGCUUGUGGAAAUGCGGCAGGGACCCUGAUAGCUUCUCCAUCCCGUAUCUGACGGCUCUGGCGGAUUUGUUGGGCACUGCCUUUCUGGCACUGUGUUUUCUUCUAAUGUCACUGGUGACAUAAAUGUUGUCAUAUUUCAUUAAACAGGUUAGAUCUAACCUAUCACCACUAUCUGAUGUGUUGACCUACAUUUUUGGCAUUUCUCUGCACAGUUGAACAUUAGUGAAUGACUUGAAAUAUUUGAAAUGUCAAUCUCUCCAUACAUGCAGUUGAAUGAACCGCACAUGCUGCCUCAUGUGACAAUAGUACUUCAAGUCACGUGACCAUGUUCAUUGAAUAAAGAACUGAUGUUGUCUGUUUCCAUAUGUUAUUAUGUUAAAAGUAUGACUGAUUGGCACUCAUCUUCCUGGAUCAGUAUUUAGAAGUUUCAGAAAUGUGUAUUUAGAGACAUUGAAAUAGUCUUUUUUAGAUAUGUGCGAUAUUAUAAAUAGACAACAUUAAAAAUUGUUUUCAUUUUCCUGAGAAAACUGUUUUAUUUAAUU